Messenger RNA from Staurois parvus, 936 nucleotides. The record is from the annotation of a GenBank genome assembly. Lineage: Eukaryota; Metazoa; Chordata; Amphibia; Anura; Ranidae.
AUGAUGGCGGCUCAGUUGAUCGAACAUGUGCUGGCCCAGGCAGAGAAGGACGAGGCGGAGAAGCUGCGGCUGAUCACGGUGGACAAGGAGCUGGAGCUGCACUUCGACCUGGGCAACCUGCUGGCGGCAGACCCCAAUCCGGCGGACGGCAAGGCCUUCAGGCAGCAGAAGCGGGAGGACUUCCUGCGCUCCCUGGCCCGGGACAACACCCAGCUCCUCAUCAAUCAGCUGUGGACUCUGCCGACCCAGCGGGUGGAGGAGGCGGUGGUGGCCACUCUGCCGGAACCCAGCACUCGGCUGCCCCGGGAGAAACCGAUCCCGAAGCCCCGGGCGCCCACCCGCUGGGAGGAGUUCGCCAAGUUAAAGGGCAUCAAGAAGAAGAAGAAGACCAACCUGGCGUGGGACGAGGCCAGCAAGGAGUGGCGGCGGCGCUGGGGCUACAAACGGGCCAACGAUGACACCAAGGACUGGCUGAUCGAAGUCCCGGCCACCGCAAACCCCAACGAGGACCAGUUCUCCAAGAGGGUGAAGGCCAAGAAGGAGCGGGUGGCCAAGAACGAGCUGAACCGGCUGAGGAACCUGGCCAGAGCCGACAAGGGGAAGGUCCCGGGGGUAGGACUCACCCCUACCGGGCAGCCUAGCCGGGAUGAGCUGGGCAAAGCCAUGCAAGUGGCCAAGAGGUCUACAGCCUCCGUGGGCAGGUUCCAGGACAAGCUACCCAAGGAGAAGGAGCCCAAGAACAUGGGCAAGAAGAGGAAGUUCCUGCCUUUGGUGGGGGACCUGGGAGCAGAGAAGACCAAGCAGCUGGAGAUCCUGAAGGUCCUGGACAGUAAGAAACCCAUGUUGGAUGUCACCAAGGCGGUCAACAGGCAGAUGAGGGAGGAGGAUGCAGAGGAGUCCGCCAAGAAGAGGAAGACCUUCAAAAAGGGGCGAGGG